UCCAGCAACUCUUCACUCUCCACUCCCGAGCACUACAAACAAACGGACGCUAGGGGAUCUCCAUGACGGCUCUCUGCUGAACGCUCCUCUUUUGCGCGUUUAUUUAUUUUAUUUUAUUAGUUCGCGUCCGGUGCGUAAAUGCGCUGAUUUCAUCGAUCAGCCCGAUUUCGCGUUGUGGAGAGAAGCUGAGUAAUAAUGUCCUAUCCUCAGGGUUACCUCUACCAGCCCCCCGGCUCUCUGGCGCUUUACUCGUGUCCGCUGGCCGCCCCGAGGAGCGAGGAUUUGGCCCGGUCAUCCUCCGGUUCCGCGUUCAGCCCGUACCCGGGAUCGGCGGCGUUCACAGCCUCCGCCAACGGAUUCUCCAGCCCGCUGCCCUACUCUACAGAUCCGGCCACGGGAUUCCCGUCAUACAUGGGCUCUCCGUAUGACGCACACACUACGGGAAUGGCAGGAGCCAUCAGUUAUCACCCAUACGGGAGUCCCGGUUACCCGUACCAGCUCAACGAUCCCGCUUACCGGAAAAAUGCCACUCGGGACGCGACAGCGACGUUAAAAGCGUGGCUGCAGGAGCACAGGAAAAACCCCUAUCCCACUAAAGGAGAGAAGAUCAUGCUGGCCAUCAUCACCAAAAUGACCCUCACGCAAGUGUCCACCUGGUUCGCCAAUGCACGACGGAGACUCAAGAAGGAGAACAAGAUGACCUGGGCACCGCGGAAUAAAAGUGAAGACGAAGACGAAGAUGACGGAGAUGGAGAGAGAAAAGACGAGCGCACGGAUAAAAACAUGGACAACAGCGAAGCGUCAGCUGAGGACGAAGGCAUCAGUUUGCACGUCGAUGCCCUGACAGACCACUCAUGCUCGGUGGAGUCGGACGGGGAGAAGGUCACGUGUCGGACCGGGGACCUGGUUUGCGAUUCUGGAGCUGAAAUCCAGGACAAAUGCGAGGCGACGGAUCUCACGGAGGAAAGGCAGCGAGGCGCGUCACCCAAACCGGUGACCUCUUCUCCUCUAACCGGGGUGGAGGCGCCUCUAUUGACCCAUCAUCACCGGGAGAACAGCACCAACAAAACAUGCCUGGACGGUCAAAACCAAACCGUCAAGCCUAAGCUGUGGUCAUUAGCAGAGAUCGCCACUUCGGACCCCAAGCAGCAGAACUGUCCCCCGGGUGUCGGCCUUCUGACCUCCAGCGCGCCCGGCGCGUCCCCGGCGGGCGCGGUUUACCCCGCCACCUCCAUACUAGGAAGACCUCUUUAUUACACCUCUCCGUUUUAUAGUAAUUACACAAACUAUGGCAACUUCAGCCCGCUGCAGGGCCAGGGGAUACUGCGCUACAACUCCGCCGCUGAGGGACUCCUUCAUAAACAGACUGGAGAGCCGCUAAUAAAGACUAAUCCAAACCAGACUGACGCUCAUUUCAGGGCCUCCAAUGCAGAAUCCAAAAAAGAGCCCACCGAGGUUUUCACAGUAAGAUCCCAGUCUUACCUGUCGAGUUAAAGACGAGGAAGAUCUUUCAAGUAGGUGUCACAAUUGCUUUGAACAAAGCGAACAAGCCAUCACCCUCUCCCUCUCUCUCUCUCUCUCUCUCUCUCUCUCUCUCUCUCUCUCUCUCUCUCUCUCUCUCUCUCUCUCUCUCUCUCUCUCUC
This is a messenger RNA of Danio aesculapii, 1643 nucleotides long. RefSeq names its product iroquois homeobox 2a (gene irx2a). Bases 196 to 1494 code for a protein of 432 amino acids. The transcript is spliced from 5 exons. The record is from RefSeq and is a predicted model, not a curated record. Gene Ontology annotation, molecular function: DNA-binding transcription factor activity, RNA polymerase II-specific; RNA polymerase II cis-regulatory region sequence-specific DNA binding. Gene Ontology annotation, biological process: neuron differentiation; regulation of transcription by RNA polymerase II; cell development. Gene Ontology annotation, cellular component: nucleus. NCBI's taxonomy places the organism in Eukaryota, Metazoa, Chordata, Actinopteri, Cypriniformes, Danionidae.